AUGUCGGACUGCAGCACGGGCACGGACUCGCCGCGGGCCGACUCCGUCGACGAGCAGCCGCCCGCCGACGCCGAGUCGCCCGGCGGAGGCCAGAGCAAGCGCGACCACCCCUCGCCGUCGUCGCCGCUGCCGCCGCCCACUUGCAGCCGGAGAUCUGUGGAGAAGAGGGUGGUGUCGGUGCCGAUUUCCGAGUGCGGCGAGCGGGCCAAGACCAACGGCGAGGGCCCGCCGCCGCCGGACUCGUGGGCGUGGCGCAAGUACGGCCAGAAGCCCAUCAAGGGAUCCCCCUACCCAAGGGGGUACUACCGCUGCAGCAGCUCCAAGGGGUGCCCGGCGAGGAAGCAGGUGGAGCGCAGCCGCGCCGACCCCACCGUGCUGCUCGUCACCUACUCCUACGAUCACAACCACCCGUGGCCGGCGCCCAAGAGCGGCUGCCAACCCAACAAGUCCUCUCCGCGGCUGGUGGACCCCAAGCCCGAGCCUGGCACGCCGGUGGAGUGCCAGCCCGAGCACGGACCUGAAGCGCCGGAGCACGGGCCUGAAGCGCCGGAGCAAGAUCAGGAAGAGGAGCAUGAGCAGAAGCCUGUCAUCGGUCUGGCCGACCCCGCGGCGAUCACGACGGUGACCGCGGCGGCCGAAGAGGAGGAGGAGAGCUUCGACUUCGGGUGGUUCGACCAGUACCCGACGUGGCACCGGACGGCGCUAUACGUGCCGGCGUUCGACGUGGCGCCGCCGCCGGAGGACUGGGAGCGCGAGCUGCAGGGGGAGGACGCGCUGUUCGCUGGGCUCGGCGAGCUCCCGGAGUGCGCCAUCGUGUUCGGCCGCCGGCGCGAGCUGGCCCUGGCGGCCACCGCGCCCUGCUCCUGA
Molecule: messenger RNA, 867 nt
Organism: Triticum turgidum subsp. durum (durum wheat)
Lineage: Eukaryota; Viridiplantae; Streptophyta; Magnoliopsida; Poales; Poaceae
Source: the annotation of a GenBank genome assembly